GGAGGAGAGUUUCCGCUCAGGGAAAUCCCGCCCUACCUGACCAUGUUACUCUCACCCGGGGGGUAACGGGAUGAUUUGGGACACAGGGAGAGGGUUCGAGGCUAGUCCUAGGAGGUGGUUAAAAUCUUCCCCCAGUGACGGUGAGAAGCCGCUGGACUGUCUGGAAAUAGGGAGAGGAGCUGAUUGGGAAUCUGAUUGAAUAACAUGAGCUGGAGUUUUCUGACACGCCUUCUCGAGGAAAUCCAUAACCAUUCCACAUUUGUUGGCAAAUUGUGGCUGACUUGCCUUGUUAUAUUCCGCAUUGUGCUGACAGUGGUCGGAGGAGAAUCUAUUUACUAUGACGAACAGACCAAGUUCGUUUGCAAUACCCAACAGCCAGGUUGUGAGAAUGUCUGCUACGAUUCCUUUGCUCCGUUAUCCCACGUAAGAUUCUGGGUAUUCCAGAUAAUCCUGAUUGCAACUCCGUCUGUUAUAUAUCUGGGUUAUGCUGUCCACAAAAUUGCUGCAGCAGAAGAUCAUGAAUAUGGACAGCGAAAGCCAAAGAAACACCAGUACGCAGUGCAGUGGAGACAGCACCGUGCCUUGGAGGAAGCUGAAGAUGACAACAUUGAGGAUCCCAUUCUAUAUCCAGAGAUAGAACUGCACAGUGAUAAAGAGAACCAAGAUCACAAACACCCGACCAAGCACGAUGGGAGGCGUCUCAUAAUAAGGGAUGGUUUAAUGAAAAUUUAUGUGAUGCAGUUGCUCGCCAGGACUGCCUUUGAGUUGAGUUUUCUUGUGGGUCAGUAUAUUUUAUAUGGCUUUAAGGUGGCAGCGAAAUAUCAGUGUGAAACUUCUCCAUGCCCUCAUAAAGUAGACUGCUUCGUGUCUAGGCCAACAGAAAAGACCAUUUUUCUGUUAAUAAUGUAUGCAGUAAGCUGUCUUUGUUUAAUAAUAGACAUAUGGGAGUUGAUUCACUUGGGAUUUGGCAUGAUUAGGGAUAUACUACGAAGCAAGCAAAACUCAAUGACGGAGGCAAGUUACAGUUACCCAUACACGUGGAAUACCCCUUCAGCUCCCCCAGGUUACAACAUUGCAAUCAAACCAGAUCAGAUUCCAUACACAGAACUGUCAAAUGCUAAAAUGGCUUGCAAACAAAAUAAGGCAAAUAUUGCUCAAGAGCAGCAAUAUGGUAGCAAUGAUGAGAACAUCCCAUUCAACUUGGAAAGUGUGCAGCAACAGCUGAAAAUGGCUCAGGAACAACUGGACCUGGCUUUCAAGGCUUAUAAUGAGCACAAUAACCCCUCGAACCAUCCCAGCGACAAGAAAAAGUCUGGAUCAAAUAAGAGCAGCAUAAGCAACAAAUCUGGAGACGGGAAUACUUCCGUGUGGAUCUGAUAAUUGUUUUGUUGCUCAACUAGUUCAGUUACUUGUAGACUUGAAGCUAACUUAUUAUGAAUGAAUAGUUCAUACAUUUCUGUCAGUUAAGGUAAAUAAGCAUCUGAGAUCGAGCUCAUGAAAAACAAAGUGCUACCUACUACAGGUUUGGUUUAUUUUGACUCCAUCUAUGGAGGUCUACGUUGGAACUUGCUACACAUUAAGCUUUGUUUUGAAGAACUCUGCUCACUGGGAGGUUGCUUCUGUUCGGUAGACUUUAGUAAGUUAAUUGCAAUUCUUGGAUUUGAUGUACCUAUUGUUUCCAGUUACUGUAUUGAUGAGUUUGGCAUAAGUAUUUUGAAAACUGAAUGCAGCUCUAACUAUUCAGCGAUAUAUAAGUGCCUUGGAGAAAGGGCAGGAACAAACAUAAGAUACAGGCUGGUUGUAGUUAUAGCCUGUGUUGCAUAGUUAAUGAAAGGUUAUUUGAAGAAUUUUGUGUAAAAUGAUGUUCUUUAGAUAUUCAGGUCAAUAGUACUUCUAUAUCUUUUUUUAUAUAUUGAUACUUGCACACAACAUUUAAGGAUAAUGAUUUACCAAGACCAGAUACUGACUUCAAAUAAGAUAAGACACAUUAUACAACACUUUGAGAAUAAUGGCUGUCUCUUUGGAUAAUUCCCACUUUGUCAAAAUUAUGUCUGAUUACAAUAGGUUUUCCUUGAUGUAAUGAUUGUUAUAGUUGCAGAAUCUCUUUUGAGUCUAGUGUUUUGACUUGUGUUACUGUAAAAUAACGGUAGGAAUGUUUAAUUUGAGGUGACAUUGAUAGCAGUGUACAUUCAAGGAAUCGCAUGGUCCAAAACUUGAUUUGUAAUCAUGAUCUUGUUCCCAAAUCAGUUAUGGAGUACUCUACAUAAUGAGAAGGAAGACAAGCAAGUAGCACAAAAAUAUGUUGAAAUCAAAUGGGAUAAGGUUUGAAAUUGAUACUUAAUAGAGGCAUUUCAUAAAUCAAAAGUUCUCUAUUUAAGAGACUGAUGAUGCUAAAUUAUCCUUAUUGUUUGAAAUGCAGCUUUUUACUUUUCAUCUUCAGUCAGAAGAUGUUCGGUUUUAAUUUUGAAUUGUAUGCAUUGUGAGUAAAAGAGCAUGUUUAUGGAACAUAUUGUUGGUACCACAGGAUCUUAGAAUUUAGGAACUACAAUAUUUUGAUGCGUUCCUGAAUAAGAUGCUUUUUCUGAAGAAUGCUGAGGUGCAAAGAGCAGGCAAUUACCAUAGCAUGUUAGGCAGUAAGGUUUCUUGAGAGAAGACUUCCAAGUAUCACUUGUCUCUUAUUUUCACAGUUGAUUAACCAAAGUGAACAUUAUAUGGUCAGUUGUUGAGCUUCAUCAAUAUUUGCUAAAGUUGUCAAUCCGUUCCAAAAAGAAGCCAUCACAUUUACUUUGGUGACUCAGCAUUUUUAAGUUAGUGUUCCAAAGCUUAUAAAAUGGUUCGAUCUUCUUAAUUAUGACCCUCAUUGUCUAAAUGGCAGUGUCCUGAAUGCCAAUAUUGAUUGCUUUAUUGUUUAAAAGCAGAUGUUUACAGUUUGUGUAGAAUAUAUAUGUCAUCUAGGGCAAAUUUGGAAUACAAGUUAUCCUAGUAUAUGCUUAAUGACACACAUUUAGGAGAAAUAUCCUUUGCUUAUUUUGUAUUUUACAUUUCUUGUAAAGAAUUUUUCAUGUUCCCCUUUGGUACUUUUAAGAAUGGAAUUGCCAAAUUAAAAUCCACUGUCUUCAAAUAUUAUUUCGAAAAGCAGUCAACUCUGACUUCCAAGGAACCAAAUGUACCUUUUUAUAUACUGGAACAAAUUGUAACAUUUGAAGAAUGCCUUUGGUUGGUUUCAGUCUAUUGCAUAUGACCUUGUACUUGGUUAAGUGCUUUUUUAGGUCAAAAUGAUAGAGAAAUCGCUGAUAGGGAACAUUUUUAGUUUAAGCAUCAUUAUAUAUUUUUAAUGGAAAGUUUAAUGAGCUCAAGUAAUAUUAGGUACAGAGUAGGGUUUUGUUCCAGUUAUUGGCAGUAUUCUGAUUGUUCACUUCAUGGUGAAAAGUUUACUUCUGAUUGGUUGAAAGCACCAUUGUGAAUCAAUAUUAAAGCAGUAUUCUCCAAAGGGUAGCUUCUAGCUAAAAGGGAAAGAGAUAAAACAUUAAAUAUUUUCAAGAAUAUUGAACUGUGUAAAAAUAAGUGUACUUCUUAUGUAAUUGUUUUUGAAUUUAGCUACACAGCACAUCUUUAAUGAAGUAAUUGGAGUGCCAAAUGGUAAAACCAUCUAAUGUGAUGAUUUCAGUGAGUCACUUUACAAAAACAAUGAUAUUGCCAUAAGGAACAGAAACAGGUGCCUUUUUAUGUUGCUGUUACCUACAAAACAAAAACAGACUUCAUGCUACAUUCCAAACUGCAGGAAAAGUAUUUUGUUUCAGUAAAAAUGUGCAUUGUCGUUUAAUUGUGUUACACAGUUGUCUAAGUAAAUAUAACAUGUCAUUGCAACAUCUAUGCAAAUUAUUCUAGUUUUAUAUGAAACAGAUGGAUGUUUUUUUUUAAAAAUACGUGUCUAUGUAUU
Hemiscyllium ocellatum (epaulette shark) is the source of this 3940-nucleotide messenger RNA. Its product is annotated as gap junction gamma-1 protein-like. Gene Ontology annotation, cellular component: connexin complex. Lineage: Eukaryota; Metazoa; Chordata; Chondrichthyes; Orectolobiformes; Hemiscylliidae. The coding region runs from base 205 to 1377 and encodes 390 amino acids. Gene Ontology annotation, biological process: cell communication. The transcript has 2 exons. The record is from RefSeq and is a predicted model, not a curated record.